AUGAUCUACAAAUCCGAAAUGAAUAGUGAUGAGAACCCAGCUGCAGUGCCAAAACCAGUGGAGGAUGUACAGGGAGAUGCAAGAUGGAUGUCACAGCACACACGGUUUGUACAGGAGUGCAAAGAUGCAGAGCCAGAUGUGCUGUUCAUUGGUGAUUCAAUGGUUCAACUAAUGCAACAAUAUGAUAUCUGGAGAGAAUUGUUUUCUCCUCUUCAUGCUCUCAAUUUUGGCAUCGGAGGUGACACAACCUGUAAUGUUUUAUGGAGGCUGCAGAAUGGGGAGCUGGAGAAUAUAAGACCUAAGGUGGUAGUAUUGUGGGUAGGAACCAACAAUCAUGAGCACACAGCAGAGCAAGUUGCAGGAGGAGUCAUGGCAAUUGUAGAACUUCUUUCUACUCGUCUGCGUAAAGCGAAAAUAAUAGUACUGGGCCUUUUGCCACGGGGGGAACGGCCAAACCCACUGAGGGAGAAGAAUGCUACUGUUAAUAGUUUCCUGCGUUCAUGGUUGCCCCGGAUUCCCCAGGCCCAGCUCCUUGACGUCAGUUCAGAACUGGUCCAUUCUGAUGGAACCAUCAGCAUACUGCACAUGUUUGACUUCCUCCAUCUUACAUCGGCUGGGUACCGUGUCAUGGCCAAGCCCCUUAAUGACCUUCUGCUGCAGAUAUUAGAAGAAACACCAGAGGAGAGAAGGGCCUCACUGGUUUAG
Molecule: messenger RNA, 705 nt
Organism: Knipowitschia caucasica
Lineage: Eukaryota; Metazoa; Chordata; Actinopteri; Gobiiformes; Gobiidae
Source: the annotation of a GenBank genome assembly